Messenger RNA from Calidris pugnax (ruff), 814 nucleotides. RefSeq names its product chromosome unknown open reading frame, human C5orf51 (gene RIMOC1). Lineage: Eukaryota; Metazoa; Chordata; Aves; Charadriiformes; Scolopacidae. The annotation marks the transcript as partial. The transcript has 6 exons. Gene Ontology annotation, biological process: mitophagy. The record is from RefSeq and is a predicted model, not a curated record.
GCGGCGCUGAGCCGGCGGCUGGGUGCGCCCCGGGGAGCGGGCGGUGACGAUACCUUCUUAGCAAAGGGCUCUGCUGCUCUGGACAAACUGAGGGACCUCUGUAACGAAGGGAAAGAGCCUCCUUCCACGCUUUUGCAGCUCUAUACACAGGCUGUUUUAGACAUUACAUAUUUUGAGGAAAACCAGCUUGUGGAUGAAGAUUUUCCAGAAGAAUCUUCCUUGCAAAAAGUUAAAGAACUUAUCUGUAUUCUUUCAGAACCAGAAGGCCUAGUGAGGGAGUGCAACAUAAAUGAAGAACCCAUCAACAUCCUCGGUGCAGAGUUGUUAGAAUGCCUUUACUGGAGAAAAGGAGCCCUGCUUUACAUGUAUUGUCAUACAGCAAAAGAAAGGAGUGAAUGGCUACGAGAAAACAUUGCCAUAUUUAAAAAGUGUCUUAAUGAUGGAGUUCAUUAUUUGAUGAAGAUGCUUAGCUUGAGAUGCCCUCUUCAACUAAAUGAAGAUGUCUCAUUUCAAGAUAAAGACACAGCUAGAUUACUCCGUGAAGGUGUAUUUAGUGACACUCACUUACUGGCGAUGAUGUACAGUGGAGAAAUGUGCUACUGGGGACUACGCCACUGUGGAGGAGGGAAGCAGGAAAGCCUGGGGACAAUGGACUGUGACCUGGGCUGCAGAUCCCAGAGCGUGGCGCUGGAUUUCCGAGAAGCCGGCAAAAACUUGUUAACAAAGUACGUGGCCGUGUGCGAGGGACCUUUAAAGGGCCACGGGUGGAGCACAACCACUGCAAAAGAAAUGCUGUGUUACUUUGUCUGAACCU